Orbicella faveolata is the source of this 891-nucleotide messenger RNA. RefSeq lists its product as uncharacterized. Gene Ontology annotation, molecular function: protein binding. Lineage: Eukaryota; Metazoa; Cnidaria; Anthozoa; Scleractinia; Merulinidae. Gene Ontology annotation, biological process: regulation of apoptotic process. The record is from RefSeq and is a predicted model, not a curated record.
UUCUUCUCUUCCGCCAGAUGACAACCGCCAUGUCAUCACAGACUUUAGACAAACUGACUGACGAACUUAAACAGGCUUACAAUGCUGUUCUGCUCCAGGUUUUUAAAGAUUUGGAGGCAGAGCAGCGGGCUGAACUUUAUUAUUACUUUACCGCGCACAUAUCUAGAGAUACCUUGCACAUUCUUCGCUCUUUGGAAGAUGCUGGCAAAGUUUCCUGGUUAGACGUAACUUCCCUGAAGAAAGCUUUGACCGAGAUAUCAAGAUUGGAUCUAGAGAGGAAGGUAUCCCGCUACGAAAUCAAGAGGAAUCUGACAAUUCUUCUUAAUUUCUAUGCAGAGAUGAAGCUUGAAUUACAACCAUGCAGCCUCUCUAAAUCGGUGGAAUCAGUAGCUCGAUGUUUGCUGGACCUCAUGACGGCCAUAGUUCGAGAUGGAUUUGACGUAAACAUCGUUAGAUCAUUGACAGAACCGAUAAAAGGGACGAAGAAAGUGUUGCUGGACUGGGAGAGGGCAAUCGAACGUGAGCUGUCAUAUCCAUGGGAUAGGGUGACUAUCCUUGUCCUCAUCACCGGAGAAAUGAUUGCCGAAGCUUUGGCGAACGCAGGUCUUAGCUACACUCCAGAAGUGCUGAAUAUGUCUUCUACCUUGGCUGAUAUGAUUUGCACUCGGAUGAUAGAACAGGGAAGCUGGGAAGAGUUCUGUGAGCAUGUGAAAGAACGUUACAACCCGGUGGGCGGUCAACAGCCGAAUGCAAUGAUAGAUGAAGCGGUGCAACAGUUAAAGAGGACCCCUUUUUUUCAGUAGAAAGAAACUUUUACCUUUACCAUCUUUAAUUUCUCUUUAAGUAGUCUACAGCAGAAAAAUAUAGCAAUACAAUCAUGGAAAAAUUGAC